GUCCAGGCGCGACUCCGACGCGGCGAUCUGCCAUUAAAUUAUGUACGGUAUUCACUUGGUUCUCUUCAAGUUGUCAGACGGCCUGUUGCCAAGUCGCCACCGCUGUUUGCUUUAAUUCGAGUCUCAGACUACCCUACAGGCGUUCUUCGUUCGACUAUGGGUUCCAGCCGGAAACGACCAGCAGAAAAAGAUGCCUCAGACAAAUGUCCCAAACGCUCAAAACUUCAUAAGUCAGAUGCGCUGUCACCACCUUUGACGGUCACUGUACGAGGUCAGACUUUCGAACCAACACCUGUGUUCGAUACGUUUUGGCGUUUCGCGGCAGAAAGGCAUGCCAUAACCGAAAAGCGUCUCAAAGGCCUCCCCGCCCCAUGGACUGACGAUCCCAUUUUGCAAAUCUAUCCAUUCUGCAACACAUACCGGGUUUUGGACCGAGUGAGCCAAUACAUCAUCGCGGAAGUUAUCGAAAAAGGUUCUCAAGAUCCCACCGAACUUGUAUUUCGAAUUCUGCUUUUCAGCACUUUUACGAGCAUCAAUACUUACGAGACACUGCGAGGCGCCAUCAAACCUCUUACUUGGUCGACCUAUGAGCGAGCCAAUUACGAACGUGUCUUGCGUCGUUUGUACGAUGACAAGGUCGCGAUAUAUACGGGAGCUUAUCAAAAGCCUGCACCCAAUCUAGGUUUCGUGGAAAACUUCAUGAACCAUUUGGCUCUCGUGGAGGUCUUGAUGCAAGAGCUGCCCACACAAUGCGAAAAGGCUGAGUACGUCGCGGACGUCUUUGACUGGCUGUGUACUUUUAAAAGCAUGGGAGAUUUCACUGGGUAUCAGCUGGUGCUAAACCUUUCCUAUUCAAGCGUUCUGAACUUCUCGGACUACGAUUUUGUGGUCGUUGGGGUGGGUUCGCGUCGCGGCCUUCAACGCUGCUUCAAAGGUCAAAUUCCUCACGCGUGCGAGGUUGACAUAAUCCGAUGGAUGCAACUCACGCAGGCCGAGCAUUUCUCACGCCUGAACCUGAAGUUCAAUGGCUUAGGGCCCCGGGCUCGUCCUAUCAUGCUGUGCGAUGUCGAGCACAUCUUAUGCGAGGUUGAUAAAUACGUCAGAAAGCUCGCCACACCAUCUCGUCGCCCCUUUCACCCAUCCGGCACACUUGCAAAGAUGCGUCUUCCCAAGGCGUGGACACUUCCUGCACGGCAAUCGCUUCGUAUCAAAUGCCAAGAGGAGGCAGAAGUCGAGUACAUCGAGAAGUUUGUCGUGGACUCGAUUCGAUCCCACCGAGGAGUGGAUGGGGAAAGAGAAUUUUUAGUGCACUGGGAGGGAUAUAGUACCGAUGAAGAUUCAUGGGAACCUGAAGAUAUGCUCGCUGAUGAUGCACCUCAUGCCAUUAGGGAAUACUGGGAACAUUCACUAGUCUGAAAAGCAUGUUAAUGUAUGCCUUACUAUCAUCAUCGAUCUAGCAUCGAUUGCUGUGAAACCGCUCAUACAACAUAAUUAGCAUAUUUGACGGUGCCAGCUUUGCGAGAGUUUUUGUACUUACUUCACAUAAGUUUCUGUCUCCUUCAUAAUCUUCAGACGGUCAAACUGUCCAAAUACAUUGAUA
Suillus paluster is the source of this 1600-nucleotide messenger RNA. RefSeq lists its product as uncharacterized. The transcript has 4 exons. Gene Ontology annotation, molecular function: chromatin binding. Lineage: Eukaryota; Fungi; Basidiomycota; Agaricomycetes; Boletales; Suillaceae. Gene Ontology annotation, cellular component: pericentric heterochromatin. The record is from RefSeq and is a predicted model, not a curated record. Gene Ontology annotation, biological process: chromatin organization; negative regulation of transcription by RNA polymerase II. Bases 157 to 1416 code for a protein of 419 amino acids.